This is a messenger RNA of Pecten maximus, 10076 nucleotides long. RefSeq lists its product as uncharacterized. Lineage: Eukaryota; Metazoa; Mollusca; Bivalvia; Pectinida; Pectinidae. The record is from RefSeq and is a predicted model, not a curated record. Gene Ontology annotation, molecular function: calcium ion binding; protein binding; calcium channel activity. Gene Ontology annotation, cellular component: membrane. Gene Ontology annotation, biological process: detection of mechanical stimulus. The coding region runs from base 233 to 9013 and encodes 2926 amino acids. The transcript has 26 exons.
UGUUUGCAAAUGUAUAACUCGUGUUCAAUAUACUAAGUCUCGGGGAAGUGUCACCAGUCCAGGCGGCCGCUCAUCGAUUCAUCAGCCAGAGGGAUCUGCGCACUACCCAACAACGCUCGGAGAACAGGCCUAGGUUGGACCAUGUGAUCUUACAUUUUCUGAAGUUAUUCUGGUGUAAGAAAAGUAGACAUCUAGUGCACGGAGUCCGAAAAAACAAUAACUCGGACCAAACAUGGUCACUCUACCAAACGGUAGACUUCUCUGGAUUUUCAUACUGUUGAUCUCUUUCCAUACGUCCAACUCAGAAGAUGUUGCUGGAUUUGAGACGGCUGCUGGUGGCACUAAUCUGGUCUCACUGUCAGCUGGAGGAACAGCAGUUAUCAACAUGGUCUACACGGCCGGAACAAGCCUCACAUUCACUGGCACUUACGACACAAGUGAAGUUGUGAACGGUGUUGUUGACGCGAAUGCCAAAACAGCACAACUCACAAUAGAUACAACUGACAGUUCCCAUGUCCCCUCUGAUUAUGGAACGUACCUUCUUACACUCAACCUGGAACCAACUUCAGGUACACCUCAAGACAAACAGGUUGUCAUCUUUUACGAACAAGCCCUCGACGGAUUUCAGGUGACAGUCGUAAAUGACAUCGUGGCUGUGGGAGAACCAUUUGACUUCACAGUUGCAUUAAGCGCUGGUAGUAACAUCGAAUUAGAGUGGUUCUUAGAUGAAAACUCAACCUGCCUAGAAGAGUACACUGGAGUUACUCUCUCCGCAGUCAGGUCUCACAACUUUUCCACAACCGGACAACACAAUAUUACCAUAGUAGCUGCCAACACAGUGAGUCGGACACAUACUAAUGUGAUCAUUACAGCACAGAUGCGAAUAGGUUCGAAUGACUUUACUGUCACCAAUAACGAAGGCCCUGUACAGACAACCGAAAGUGUCGUCUUCACGGUCAACUUAGAUCCGAGUAUCAGCUCUCCGGAUUAUGGAAAUAUAUUUAUCGAGGUUGACUACAACGACGGUACCUCUCCAAGUAACAUAUCUCUUUCAAGCCAAUUAUCAACAAUGCAAGGAUCUGGUUAUACUUUCAACCAUGCUUUUACAGUACAGGGAAAUUAUACUGUGAAUAUCAGAAUACUUGCAGAACUGAACUAUGUAGAGAUUGUGAAUUACGUAUACGUUUGGGAUAGCGUCACAGUUUGCCUUUCAAGUGACCUCACAAUGGCAAAAACAGACGAACCCAUCACAUUCACUUUCAACAGUGUACCCAACUCCGGUUUCAUGUAUAGUAUAACCUUAGGGGAUGGUAGUGCUAAUCUAGAGAAUUCGGAAUCAGCGCUGUCCUCUUCCUAUUCAGCCCCUUCGUUAACGCACUCCUAUUCUAGCCCCGGCAGCUACCUUGUCACCAUGGCAGCUUGGAAUCCUUUCUACGUUAGCAUCUGUGAUUUUACUAUCAUUGUACAAGUGCCUAUACCAACAAUGGUCCUUACGCCUUCUACUGACACGAUUCCGUUUCCAGAUGGACUGGUGGAUUUUGAUUUUAGCAUGGCAUCGAACGGUCCAAAUCCAACUAAUGUUACCUGCGACUUUGAUUUUGACGAAAGCCAGGAAAUGAAUCAGAGUGUGGAAAUUCCUUUUGGAAGUAGUAUCACAAAGUCGAUCACGUUUACCUCGGCUGCUGUAAAAGCUAUCAAUUUCACUUGCUGGAAUCUUGUCUCCAAUGAUACAUGGAUCGCCUCAAUUGAUGUCAAGUCAUGGACCCUUAACAACUUCGUUAUCACUCAUUUAACCAAGGCUAGUUCAAAUAUGACUGCAACUACAGACGAAAAAGGUUUCCUAGUGCCAGUUAGUGAAUCUACCGAAGUUACCUUUAAUAUAUCUUUGCUCGGCUGUUCAAGACCACCCCCUGGUAUUGAAUUUGUCUGGGAUUUUGGCGACCAAACACCUACUGUUACGCAACAAGUGACAUCAUGGGAUCUGGUAACCCAUUCUUACGCAACCAGAGGUACUUAUUCGUUAACCGUGGAUAUGACGUCAACUACCCCUUCUAGUACAUUUUCACUAACAGGACAAACCAUACAAAUUGGGAUCGGCGUUCUCACUGCGGAUGUUUAUGCAGGUACAGUCGGAAGUACUUCAGUAACAUUUACAGUAUCUGGGCUUGACAACGCCGCAGACAUAACAAUCUAUGCCAACGGAGCUUCCUUUCCAACUUCUAAUGCUCAGACUGCAAAUACGGCAGUAACGUAUAACGCAUGGGGGUCCUACCUCCCGUAUGCUUUAAUCACCAGCCUUGGCGAAAUGGAGAAGGUUUAUUUGGAUAAACCAUAUCGGGCCGAUUAUCCACUAGAUUUGUCGUUGGAGUUUUCUAACCUGACUCUACCUCUACCUCCUGGAAUAUUGUUAAUGAACGUCACAACAACAGGCAACGACCUACCUAUGGUCGAAUGCAAUGUUAAUUAUGGCGACGCUAUCGAUAAAGAUUGGCAUCUAUUUGAACACAACAUUACAGCUGCCUCACCUAUGGAACUAAACAUCACUUACUUGACGCUCGGUGAACAUUCCCUUCAAGUGAAUUGUUCGAAUUUUAUAGACAAUUUCUACAAUAUGACCGAUCUGGUAGCUAGAAAUCCAUGUUUCACAUACAAUGGCAUGUUUAUUCGUAUAUACGCUGAUCCGAAAACACCAAUGAAAGCCUUCACUUCUGUUGACACGGACCUCGCUAAUGGAAUGGCAGUCGUCUGCUACUGGCUCAACCCGGGGUACCAAUGGACCAUGAUGAAGUGGAAUGAUGGCAAUCCUGUUCCAAUUGACUAUGUGAAUACAUUAACACCGCCACCAACGGGCUCUUUACGUUUUGGAGCAGGACAGUUACCACCUGGUGUUUAUAAGAUAUGCCUUAAUGUGACACUGGAGGACACAUUCGCCUUCGAAUGUACCUUUUUAGGUUUAACACGUCCCUCACCAUUUGCAUAUUUCGUCGGAGGAGCUGGAAGAAAUGCCAAAAGGGGUAACAUAAUAGUCGACGGGUUUACCGACACGUACGACCAGGAAGGAGGCUAUGGCUCUAGAGACGGUCUUAAUUACACAAUCUCCUGUUUCAGGUUCAACAAAACAAAUGAUUGGGUUGUGAAUCAGUUUGAAAUUGAUGGCGGGAUCGCUUUCUUUUCGAAUGAGUCUUCGAUAAGAAACAACACCAUGUUCGACGACAUUAAUGUUUGUGAUUCCUUCAUUGAAAAUUCACCAGGAAAGAUGCAACUUGACGCUUCAUCCAACGAUUACAUGACAUAUUUUUUCAUCAUGCGAGUUGACCUCGACCAGGCAGAGUCCUCACACGUUACCCAGGUCAUGGGGGUCAUGGAUGGUGACUUUCCGUUGGCCGACAUAAUAUGUAUAUUGAACUGCCGUGUCAAGGUUGCGAGGAAGCUUAAAACAAGUCUAAAAUGUAAAUGUACUGACUGCCAACCUGAGGAGACACCCGAUUUGACAUGUACUUGGACACUUGAACAGGUCUUCCCCAACGGAAGUAGCGUGGCUAUUCCGGAUUUCAACAGCAUGACUGAAACGGGGACAUCGCAUCAUUCUUUAAUUAUUAAACCGGAGACCCUUGAAGCUGGCUCAAUCUACAAUGUGGUAGUAAAAAUGUCGCUGCCAAAUAGACUCACAGAUGGCAAAGCUGUGAGGAAAUUGAACAUCAACCUACCACCAUACGAUGGACGCUGUUCUGUCGAUCCUUACGAAGGAUAUGCCAUAACCGGGAAGUUUGACGUCACGUGCGUAAAUAUGAAGGAUGAAGGCGCUAACGAUGAGCGAGACCCAAUUGAAGACACGAAACAGGUUCUCACCUACGAGUUCGUCGCAUUACAUAAGCGUCUGGUAAACGGUGUGACUGAGACAGUUCAGUUUCCUAUCACUAAGGGAAAUGCUGCCUCAGCUAAUCAGCUUGACCUACAAGUAGGGGAUCCCGACUUCGAAUACAACGUUACUAUCUCUGUAACCGUCACCGACUACUACGGGGAUUCAUUGGUAAAUACAGAGUCAGUUGCAAAGGUCAUUAGGAACGAAUCAAUGGUCCCCAGUGGUCCUAAUGACACAGGCAUCAUCUCCGAUCUAUUCAGUACCUUUAACCAAUCCAGACAACAACUUGAAGCUGGAGGAAACAAAAUAGCAGUUGUCUCGGCUGUUUCUGCAAUGGGUUCUUUUAUGAAUUCUAUCAAUACGUCGGAAGGUGGACUAGUAGCAGACAUGUUAACAGAGAAAAACCUUGAACUGAUGAAUAUGUUAAAUGACGCUGUACCCAAUGGGACUGUACUUAGUGUCAGUGACACCGGCAAUAUAUUAGGCGGGAUUAAAACCUUGCUUUAUAAGCCUGAAAUUGUCAAUGACGAAACUAUCGGGUCUGCUAUUAGCACUGCCCAAAAAUUAUCUGCCUCCCUGGAAACAAAAAUUAGUCAGAAGCCGUUCCCUAUGGAGGAAAUCAACAGUAUGAAAUUAGUCAGUGAAAGUCUUUUGGACAUUGUGAGUUCCACUUCUAUGGGGAUAACACCAUCAUCAGUUGAGGACCAAAAUGCUGAUAUAACCCUGGCAUCUGUGCGCGAAGAAAUGCAAGCUAAAUGGGAUUAUAAUAACACUUCGGAUGCCCUAUCAGAAGAGGAAAUGGCUGAACGAGAACGUUUAAUACAGGAGGAAUAUGAUCGAAGGAAAGCAGCUCAAGAGGAAACCAAGCAAAAAGCUGUCACGGCGCAAACUGGGAUUCCCGAACUGUUCGACAUCAUCGAUAGAGUACAGGCACUGCUCUCUGCAAUGAUCCAACCAGGAGAACCUGCUUCCGUGAUAGAGCGAGAAAACUGUGUAAUAACAACCGAAAAGACGAGAAUUGGAAAUUUGCAGAAUGAAACAAGUAUCAACAAGACCGGUUUUGGAAUCGAAUUCGGAAAUUCAACACUAGACAGUUACACGGAGGUGCAGAUAGAUUCCUCGACAUUUGACAACGUUGUUCAUUUCUUUGGCGAAAAUGCUGAUGGUAUAACAUCCGGAGAAUACACGGUUUCCUUGAAAAACGAAAAUGGAACUGAAAUGUCAUUGAACACAUCUCUGAAAAUCAAGAACAAAGGAGACGUACCAUUCUCACACUACAUGCCAAUGGUCAGCGAGGACGGUCUAACACACCUUGUGUACGAUUUAAGAUAUAGGGAUGAUGCAGCAUUGAUCUAUAUCCUCCCGAAAGAUUUCAGUUUCGCCGAUGUGUCUUCGUUCAAUCUGUAUAAUGUCUACGUGAGAUGCAUCGACUUUGCCCGAACUGACAUUUACGACUACAAGGUUGCUAUGAAUGUUCGAGAUUGGGAAGGCGAUUAUGGGUUUAAAGUCUUCAUUCCACAAGACAUGUGUGAAAAGGGAAAAACUUACGUCGGACUUGAGCCACAAGAAGAAUUCAUACUGCCCCAACAGUCUGAAGGCAUGAGGAGGAGGCGUGCGGCUCCUGCCGCCACAACCACGGAAGCGCCGUUCGAGAUGAGCACUGCAAACUUCAGUAUCAUAAUUAUGACAACAGGGUGUCGGAGUUGGGACAAGGCUAAUAAUAGGUGGACGUCACAGGGCUGCACAGUUUUACGCUUGUCUACUCUGAAUGAGACCGUUUGCCGUUGUCCUGAAGCUCCAGGAAAUACUUUUUCUACAACAUUCUACGUUCCUCCAAAUAUGAUCGAUUUCAGCACUGUAUGGUCGAAAUUCGACCCAGCCAAUGCUUCAGUGUAUGGCACUGUUAUAGGUCUACUCGUGGUUUACAUCAUUGCAUGUGUGCUUGCCAACCGAGAGGACAGAAAAGACUAUAUGAGGUGGGCGACUCAUUUCCUGUGUGACAGUGACAGCGAGGACCGAUAUUUUUACCUGAUAACAGUGCACACAGGACUAAGACGUGGUGCUGGUACAAAAUCUUUGGUCAACUUUGUCCUGGCCGGGGAAGAAAUGGACACGGGGGUCAGGAUCAUGAGUGAUGGAGAUAAACAGGGUUUUGAAACAAGUAGCGUUAGGAAGUUUUUCAUGGGGACGCCGGAACCCCUUGGUGAUUUGACCUACCUCCGUAUUUGGCAUGACAGUUCUGGCAGAGGGGACCAAAAAUCCUGGUAUCUGCAUAAGGUCACAGUUGAUGAUCCCCAGAUAGGCCAAAGGUACGUUUUCCUUUGUGAUAAAUGGUUGGCUGCAGAACAAGAUGACGGAAUGGUGGAGAGACUACUUCCAGUCUGUGGACGGGAUAACCUGCUAACCUUCGAUAAACUUUUCUCACAGCAUGCUCGCUUCAACUUAACAGAAAAUCACUUGUGGCUGUCAAUGCUGAUGAGGCCGGAACAGAGUAGCUUCACUCGUGUACAGCGUUUAUCAUGCAUACUCGCUUUACUCUUUCUCACCAUGAUUUCCAAUGCGAUGUUUUUCCGGUCGGAGAGUGAUGAAGUUACUCCAAAUUCCGUAUCGAUCGGAUUCCUGCGUUUUUCCCUCACAACUGUAUAUGUUUCUUUCAUCGGUAUCCUAAUAACGACUCCUCCGAUUCUCCUGGUUACUUUUAUCUUCAAAAAAGCAAAACCAACUUAUCCAAAGAACAAGAAACUGAGUGAAAAGAAAGAAAAGGAGAUUCGCAACAUAUUCCAAACAAAGACCAUUAUGAACCAGAACGAGCACUUUUCAGAUUCAGAAUUUUAUUCUGUAGAUCAUUUACCUCUUCCGGCCUGGUCACGUUAUAUCGCAAUAACAAUAGUCAUCUUGGCUGUUAUCUCUUCGGCAUUCUUCCUAAUUCUCUACAGUAUGGAAUGGGGCAAAGACAAAUCUGAAGAGUGGCUGACAACAUUUGUUUUCUCAUUCGUUGAGUCUCUUCUAGUCGUGGAUCCCUUUAAGGUGAUUAUGAUCGCCGUGCUCUUUGCGCUACUGUUUAAAAAGCCAGUUGAUGGUGGGGGACCACAACUUAAAAUGGAUAGACUGAAAAAUGCUGCCAAAGCCUUUAAUGCUGGAUCGUCAAGAACGUACUUAUCUUUCCGAAUGGAUGUAUUGUCCAGUAACAGUCCUCCGUCAUCUGAAAUGCUAGAAAAGACUAGGAUUCAACGUUUACACGAGAUAAAAGCAAGGGAAGUUUUUAUGGAACUUCUUCUCUACGGUAUAUUUGCGUUUGUCAUAUACAGUAUAAGCUUCGUCAACCGCGACCAGAGAUCCUACAACUUGAAGACGAAUAUCUAUGAUUCACUUGUAGCUCCGUCCAAAUCACAUCUGGGAUUUAGCAAGGUCGAGGAUGCGAUUGAUUUCAUCGAUUGGAUGAAUGGGACAUUCUUCCGGAGGUAUUUUCCAAUGACAGAAUAUAAUGGAGACCCUCUAGAUGUCAGGGACGAGCUUUUCUUCUGGGAUUUGGCCAACACACGCAUAGGUCCCCCCAGGCUUCGUCAAGUCCGAAUGAAAAGAGGUGGAUGUCCAUAUGAUAAAGUCACACCGGGGCGGGAUUGCGUCCCGGGCUACGAUGUGACAACAGAGGAGGACAGAGACUAUUGUGUAGGAUGGACCCAGGACUUAACCUCCACUAGUUGUACCAGCAACAUGCUCUUCUCACAAGACGCCUGGCGGUAUCAACAUUCCGAGGACAUUUGGGGAGUAGCGAUAGCAGGGAGUUUUGGUGUAUACGGUGGAGGAGGCUAUAUUUUAAAACUGGAAAAUGACCUGACCAAUGCAGAGUUAAUUUUGAGUGAGUUACAAAGAUUUAAAUGGAUCAAUCGUGAGACUAGGGCCGUGUUCCUUGAAUUUACCCUAUAUAAUGCAAAUGCGAAUCUGUUUGCUUAUGUCAUAUUCCUGGCCGAGUUUACAGAACUAGGAGGACUGGUAACGUGGAGCAACAUUUACCCUUUCCGUGCCUAUCAACACACUGGCGCCCUUGGUACGUUUGCGAUGCUGUGCUAUUUUAUCUACAUGAUUGUGAUGAUUUACGGGACUGUGAAACUGAUCCUUAAAUUUCGUAAAGCGGGUUGUUGUCAGUUUGUGAAAGAUGUUUGGAAUGUCAUAGACACUUUAUGCGCAAUUCUCAGUUUUAUCGCAGUUGUCAUGUGGGGGUUGAGGUAUUCAUACUCAAAGCAGUCCCUGGCAAUCUAUUAUGAUGACAAAAGAGCCUUUAUAAACUUUCAACAUGUCGUGAUCUGGGAUAUUGUUUUCAAUGUCAUCGUUGGCAUACUAGUAUUCAUAGCAACCAUACGCAUACUUCGUAUCCUCGGUUACAACAAAAGGAUGACUCAAUUGGCGGCCGUAAUUUCUAACGCUGCAGCUGACCUCUCUGGGUUCGCUGUCGUGUUUGGCAUUGUAUUCUUUGCAUAUGUAUCUUUUGGCUAUCUCCUGUUUGGUAUUUACAUUUACGAAUACAGAAAUCUGUUCACAUCGCUUGGAAGUUUAGCUAAUGCUCUGAUUGGUAAGAACAGUCUGGACUCUAUGAUCAGGGCGGUGCCGAAUUGGUCUCAGAUGUACUACUUUACCUACGUCUUUUUCGUCAUCCUCACUUUGAUGACCAUGUUCGCCGUCAUCCUCAAUCAAAGCAUAUCAGAAGUGCGUGCCGAUCUUAUGAAGAUACCACAGACAUACGGAAUAAUGGAUGUCCUCGGAAACUCCGUCAAAGACAUAUUAGGCAUGGCCUUCAAAUUUAAGAAUAAGGAAGAGCCAGAAAAAGAGAACAAAGCGAGGAAAUACAUGCCUGCUGUAGGGAAAAGGCCACCGGAGAUCGAUGCCCCCAACAUUCUACGUCUAGUUAGGGAAACGUUUGGUGAAACAUGGGAUUCAGCGGAGGAUCCGCCAGACGAGGAGGAAUUGAUAAGAAGGAAGAAAGCAGAGGAGCAACUCCUUAUUCUUGAUUCAUAUCUUCACCCGAAACCUGGAGCAAAAGGAGGCAUGGGUGGAAAGCUGGACCUCCAUCGCCCUGAGACCCCGGGGGACGUCCGUCUGACGGUGGAGACACCUGUUGUUGACCAGGAUCAACUUUACUCCUCCUACCUGUGAAAUGUGCCCGUGUAAAACGUUUCUAGUAGUGUUAUAACAACACGCACUGUGACAUAGAGGACUGUGAUAUAUUCAGCUGGCUUUAAAUGGCUUGUUUGUUAAAUCUUUUCGUACAUAUUGUUAGUGAAUUUAUUUUUGUGACGCACAGUUUGAUACUGUUGAGGUAAAUUCAGAGAUGUUAUUUUAUACCAUAUUCUCUAUAAAGUCAAUUCUGAUGAUUACGAAAUAAACAACAAAUAUGUUUUAACAUCAUAACUAACGCGGAAACAUGAAAAUUACUAGUUUAUUUUAGCUUGUACAUUGUGUAAUUCAAAUAUCUUAAAUAUUUUUUUAUUAUGUAGCAUAGAAUGGUUAACAUACGAAACACAUCGAACAGAUACUUGGCCGUUUAUCUCAUAGAAAUAAAAUUAAUACAUUCAAUAGCGCAUAACAUAAGAGAAUACAUCGAUAAGGAUGCCAUACAUCCACGAAACACUGCCUAUCGCACCGUGCUCUCCUAUCUGGACACUUUAUUGGAAAACGUAAUGGCAUUCAUAGCUACUUUUAUUGGAAAACGUAAUGGCAUUCAUAGCCACUUCUACUGGAAAACGUAUGUAAUGGCAUUCAUAUCACACUUUUUUUUUAUAUGCGCGUUCAAUUAUUCUUUUCAUAUACGUGUAGUUUCAACAAAUCAACCAAAACGUAUUGUUGCGUAUUAACUCCAAUAUUUCCCUCUUAACUUGUUCUAUCAAAAUUACAUCAACUUACUUAUCUUGUAUUUAACCAGUUAAAUUAAUGAUAGAAUGCUUACUUACUUCUGUUUGUGCAUUUGCAACUCUCAACUAGCUUUAUACAAUUCAUUACCAACAGAAUUUGAUACAUUCAAGAAUUGUAGAAAGUAAUUUUGUCCGUCCUUUUAUCAAAAGGCAUUCAAUGCCGUAAUAUAUUGAGAAAAUACGUUUCAAAAGUAUUUUUAAUACAUUUUAUUCUUUCAUAGAAUUUUUAAGUUUGUAUGUAACAAUGCAUUUGUUAUACUUUCUUCUAUACACCAUUUGAAAUUAGAUUAAAAUUGUUUAGUGUUAAA